GGUCAACGUUCAAUCACACACGCCAAGAGAAACAAACAACGGAACAUCAACAAAGACCAGAGAGAGGUGACAGAAAAUCGAAAUUCGUAUUUACGACUACAGUUUAGGUCCAACGAUACUUGUGGGAGCGACACAGCAAGACAAGUGGAAUCGGCCACUUAUAAGCUCACUGAUUCAGUGGUCACGACGAAUGCAGCUGAGAGUGAAGGAUGGCAGGUGUUUUCGAUAUUGACUUGGAGUCGGACGACCUUAGCGAUGCAGAGGAUGACAUUUGUGACUUCACCGUAGCAGAGACAGACCCUGUUCAAACAGAAGAGAUAGAGCUGACCAGUGCCAUUGUCAACAGAGACAGUGAGAGGAUCGGACCAGACAGCUUUGAGCUGCUAAGUGUGCUGGGCAAGGGGGGCUAUGGCAAGGUUUUCCAGGUACGGAAAGUGCAGGGUACACAGACGGGGAAGGUAUUCGCCAUGAAGGUUUUAAAGAAGGCGAAGAUAGUGUGUAACGCCAAGGACACGGCCCACACGCGUGCGGAGCGGGAGAUUCUAGAGACGGUGCGGCACCCCUUCAUCGUGGACCUGCUGUAUGCCUUCCAGACCGGGGGUAAACUCUACCUCAUCCUGGAGUGUCUCAGUGGUGGAGAACUGUUCAUGCAGCUGGAGAAAGAAGGAAUCUUCAUGGAGGACACUGCCUGUUUUUAUCUGGGCGAGAUUGUGCUUGCUUUGGGACACCUCCACUCAAACGGAAUCAUCUACCGAGACCUGAAACCAGAGAAUAUCAUGCUGAACCACCAAGGACACAUCAAGCUGACUGACUUUGGCCUGUGUAAGGAGUCCAUUCACGACGGCGCUGUCACGCACACCUUCUGUGGGACCAUAGAGUACAUGGCUCCAGAGAUUCUGACGCGUACAGGACACAACCGGGCGGUGGACUGGUGGAGUCUUGGAGCCCUGAUGUAUGACAUGAUGACGGGCUCGCCUCCGUUCACUGCUGAGAACAGGAAAAAGACCAUUGAUAAGAUCUUGAAGUGUAAAGUCAACCUACCGCCCUACCUCACACUGGACGCCCGAGAUAUGAUCAAAAAGCUGCUGAAGAAGAGUCCUUCUCAGAGGCUAGGCUCCAGUGCGGCAGACUGUAAAGACAUACAGAAGCAUCCCUUCUUCAGACACAUCAACUGGGACGACCUGCUGAAUAAGAGGUGUGAGCCGCCCUACAAGCCAUGCCUGCAGUCAGAUGAGGACGUGAGUCAGUUUGACACGAGGUUCACCAAGCAGACUCCGGUGGACAGUCCUGACGACUCCACAAUCAGCCACCAGCACGAACACGCCUUCGCUGGUUUUACCUACGUGGCUCCCUCUGUGUUGGAGAGUCUAAAGGAGGGCUUCUCCUUUGAACCACGGACACGUCCCGUACGCAGACACAACAGCAGUCCACGCACCCCCAUCAGUCCUCUCAAGUUCUCUCUCCCCGGGUCAUUCGCCAAGUCCACAGGAGGAUCAGGGGGAGGAGAGAGCGAGUCGGACCUUCUCUCCCAGACCUCGUUCCGUCUCCCGCCAACAACCCCGCCCACCGACAACGGCGCCACACAGCCAAUCAGCACACCAGGCCGGAACAAGAAGCAGAAGUGUAACCGGAGAUGAACUGGAGUAAGCAGAUUCGGGAGGAGUCUGGACUUUUGGCCGCGUUCCAGGCCGACUACUUUGCAGACGUGCCGCGCGCAUCCGCCAAUGGCUGAUUGCCACGUCAUCGACAGUUGGACGCAUGUUGCUAUACCAUACGAUGUGGGUAGCUGAUAUGUUUAACACCUAUCCAGGUAUUGUGACGUCUGGCAGACGACUGGUAGUCCGUCUGGAACGCGGCCGCUCUCAGGGGGCCUUGUGUUUCUCACAGGCUGGGUCCCAAACCCCCAUACUGCACACUCGCUCCCUUCCCACAAUACCCUCAUUGACUCAUUCCUUUAAGGUCUGAAUAGGGGAUGAGCUUAGUUGAAGAGCUACAGGGUGUGCAGCUUUUUUGUUCCAGUCAAGCACUAACACCUGAUUCAGCUCCUGGUCUUGAUGAUUAGUUUAGUAGUAUCAGGUGUGUUGGUGCUAGGCUGGUGCCCACCUCCACCUACCAGGGUUGUGACUAGAGGGAGUACAGCUACAACCGGACGUGACUUUUCGUUGCAGGUUAGGAGAGCAUUUUAGUUAAUCCCAACCCUUUUCUUAACCUUAAUUCCUAACCUGCCACGUUAAUGAUCCUAACCUGCUGCAUAAAUGUCACUUUCAGUCGUAGCUGUACACCCUCUAGUCAGAAUCACCUACCAGGGGUGGGGUCAAUAUCUGUUUACUUCCUGAAUUGACUUGAAAUGGAAUUGACCCCAACCUUUCCUACGCUACCAGAGGACCAGCCACUGCUUUUCCAUGGCCAGUUGCCACAGAGCCACAAAGGGAAGUCAACCAGGGUUUAGGGAACAGGUUGGAUUAUCAGUUUGGGAUCCAGCCACUUCACUUGACAUUUUUCUCAACUUGCCACAUAAGCAAAGAGACCACCAACUACUGCCAAAGCAUUUGACAUUGCCAUUAUCAAGAUGUUAAAAGGUCGAUUUUGGGCAAAAUGAACAAAUCAAAUCAAAUUUAUUUAUAUAGCCCUUCGUACAUCAGCUGAUAUCUCAAAGUGCUGUACAGAAACCCAGCCUAAAACCCCAAACAGCAAACAAUGCAGGUGUAAACAGCUUUAAACUGUAUAACUGAUCAAUGUGCCAUCAUACCAGGUUAUUUAAUUAUUGAUUUUUUUAAAUUGAUGAAUAAGAUAUUUGACUAUAGAUGUGCCAUUUCUUACUGAUCUCUACAGUUUCCGGCCAAAAUCAAGUCAUGUGAAAUGAUGUCCACAUGUACUGGAAGAGUUAUAUGCUCGCGUAGCUAAUGAACGAGCAACGUUGUUUGCGGCACGCCUGACCACAAUAACACAAUGAACCACCAAAGGUACGGCCCAUUCCUGUUUGAAAAUUGAGGAAUAGGCAGAGUUGGACCGUAUUUCACGCCCAAAGUCGACCUUUAAAAGGUUGAUUUUUAGACUAGUGAUCAUUGUCAUAACGCAGGAAUGAAAGUAUUGAAUGACUCACAUUUCUAAAAACACUGUAUAAAACACUCUGCUUAAGAUCAUCUUUAAAAUACUAAAAAGAUGAGUAUUUUUGAUUAUGAAAGCGACCACAUUUCUACAUAAGCUCGUAUUACAGCUGUAAAGCAAUCCGACUCAUUUGAGUCCUAUGUGUCUGAAGCGAAGUUGAUUUAGCCUUUUAUUUUUUAACAAGCACUCAUACCAUAACAUUACUCAUAUCAUGUAGAACCAUAGAUCUACGGAGUUCUAGCAAACUAUUGUACAUGUGGGCAGACCUGGGUUCAAAUAGUAUUUGUUUUCUUCCUUGAGCUAAAGUUUCACUUGAUUUGAGCUUGUCUGGCGCAUUGGGACCAAUGGAAUAGUCCAAACGCCAUCCAUCCAUCCAAAGAAAAUUGAUACAGUUUGAUUUUGAACCCAGGUCUUGUGCCAACAUGGCACCCAUUCACAUUCUUCCAACUGAAACAGUUUGCCCGAACUCUGUUUAUCCGUGGCUCUUUCAUCAACCAUCCUGUCAUACUGUUGUGAGAACUAGCUUUGGAAGACAAGACCUCUAUCAUUGAAAGUCAUAUUUGGGUCUGGGGGAGGGAAAUAAUAUUUUCAUAAAAAAAAAAUAGUAUUAUUUAAUGGACUGAUGACAUGUUCCGGAUCUAAGUGGAAUGUUUUUAUCAGUUUUUAUUUUAUUUCCUGCGGCUAAUGUGGUUGUGAGGAAAAUAGGUUUGCAGAAUCCUGAAGAAUAAAGACAUUGAAUGUCUGAA
Molecule: messenger RNA, 3854 nt
Organism: Oncorhynchus gorbuscha (pink salmon)
Lineage: Eukaryota; Metazoa; Chordata; Actinopteri; Salmoniformes; Salmonidae
Product: ribosomal protein S6 kinase beta-2-like
Exons: 16
Coding region: 210-1637 (475 amino acids)
Biological process (GO): protein phosphorylation; signal transduction
Molecular function (GO): ATP binding; protein serine/threonine kinase activity
Source: RefSeq, a predicted model, not a curated record